Molecule: messenger RNA, 2446 nt
Organism: Acanthisitta chloris (rifleman)
Lineage: Eukaryota; Metazoa; Chordata; Aves; Passeriformes; Acanthisittidae
Product: tubby-related protein 4-like
Exons: 2
Source: RefSeq, a predicted model, not a curated record
AGCGCCACCCUGAACCGGCUCACGGUCCCCCGUUACUCCAUCCCGACCGGGGACCCCCCGCCCUACCCCGACAUCGCCGGCCAGCUGUCCCAGGGCAGAAGCAUGGCGCAGAGGCUGGACAGCAGUAUCAUUCAUGCCACUCUGCGGAGGAACAGCAGAGAGGCGGCCCUGAAAAUGGCUCAGCUGGUGGAUGGUCCAAGGGCCACCUUGCAGCUUCCCCCGAAAGCCAAGAGCAACGUAGUGACGGCACAGUACCAGCAGAGAGUUCCCACCGCCCUGUACACCUGCAGCCAGUGCAGCAGCGGUGGCGCUGGUGGCAGCAGUGUGAACGCUGGUGGUGCGGGUAACAUCACCGGUGCCAAUGCUAGUAGCAGCACUUCCAGUAUCGGUGGCAUGAGACCCGAUCUGAGUACGGGGAGUGGCUCCCAGCACAGCUCUGUCAUCGCUCACUCCGUCAGUACUUCGCCUCUGGCCUCCCAGUCCUCCUACAGCUUGCUGAGCCCACCUGACAAUUCCCGUGACCGAGCGGAUUAUAUCAACUCCGCCUUCACGGAGGAUGAGGCCCUUUCUCAGCACUGCCCGGUGGAGAAAUCGAUACGGCACGUACCUGUGUCUUUGACAGAGGCUACCCUUAGUGUAAAACGGCCACCGCCGUACCAGUGGGACCCUAUGGUGAGUGAAGAGAUAUGGGUUCCUCAGGAAAGGACAUCUCAGAGCUCAGUGCCCAACCCCCUAAAACCUCCCCCACUCAUCAUUGGUCAAGCUCAACAUCUGGAUAUGUCUCGAGUGCCGUUUGUUUCCCCCAAGUCUCCGACCAGUCCCACUGCCACUUUCCAGACAAGUUACGGGGUUGGAGUACCUUACCCAGGAAGCUACAGUGCCCCUCCCCUUCAGGGAAUGCAGGCUCCCUGCUCCCCCAAAGAAGCUCUGGCCCCAACACAGUUUGCACAGCAGGAGCCCACAGUUGUGCUUCAGCCAGGUUAUCCAUCCAACCUCUCCUAUUGCCCUUUGCCACCCAUGUACCCGGGAAGUAGCACCUGCUCUAGUUUACAGCUGCCACCGAUCGCCUUGCACCCAUGGAACUCCUACAGCGCCUGCCCGCCCGUUCAGAACCCCCAGGGCACCCUGCCCCCCAAGCCGCUCCUUGUGGUGGAGAAACCUGUGAUGUCUCCCCCACCAGCAGAGCUGCAGGGCCAUGUGGGCACAGAGGUAAUGGUGGAGACAGCAGACACUUUCCAGGAGGUGCUCUCCUUGACAGAAAGCCCUGUUCCUCAAAGGACAGACAAAUUUGGCAAGAAGAGCCGGAAACGCCUGGACAGUCGAGCUGAGGAAGGAAACGUGCAGGCUAUCACUGAGGGCAAGGUCAAAAAGGAGGCAAGGACGCUGACCGACUUCAAUUCGCUAAUAUCCAGCCCUCGGCUGGGGAGGGAGAAGAAGAAAGUCAAGAGCCAGAAAGAUCAGCUGAAGUCCAAGAAACUAAACAAAACGAAUGAGUUUCAGGACAGUUCGGAGAGUGAACCAGAGCUUUUUAUCAGUGGGGAUGAACUGAUGAACCAGAGCCAGGGCAGCAAAAAGGGUUGGAAAACCAAAAGGAGUUUGAGGACAGCCAGUGAGCUGGAUGAAUUCAAGUGCCGGAAGGCCAGUGAGAAGGAGGAUGGGAGACUGGGAAGCCAGGGCUUUGUGUAUGUGAUGGCCAACAAGCAGCCACUGUGGAACGAGGCAACGCAAGUCUACCAGCUGGACUUUGGAGGGCGGGUGACCCAGGAGUCGGCAAAAAACUUCCAGAUCGAGCUGGAAGGACGACAGGUGAUGCAGUUUGGAAGAAUUGAUGGCAAUGCUUACAUUUUGGACUUUCAGUAUCCAUUUUCUGCAGUUCAAGCCUUUGCUGUUGCUCUGGCUAAUGUGACUCAACGCCUCAAAUGAACAAGCAGAGACUGGAGAGAGGAAAAUGUUCACCUUCUCAUAAAGUCCAAACCGGAAAAUGUCAGGGCAGCCUGCUUUAGGUGUGCAGAGGUGCCUGGGAGUGAAGAAGGCAGUAAAACUGGAAAAGUCUCUUAGUGCCCACCAGAAGGGCAUUAACUCUAAUCAGUCAAGGGGUGGAGGGUGGGGGGCUGUUUUCUGUUUGGUUUGUUUGUUUGUUUUCUGUUUUGUUUUUUUUUCUUUUUAAGCAUUGUGCUGGGUCUCAGAAAGAGCAAAGGGUUGAGAACCAUUCAGUGUUACAUGGAGAAGUGUGACUUUUGGCUUGUUGUGGUGGUUCUGCCGUGUGUGCUACAGUAGCUGAUGUAAGCUCAUUGGGGGAUUAAAAAAAAGACUGCUCUUUUUGAUAGACUGCCUUAUAUCAUGCUGUUCUUUUAAAACAGGGAACAUAACUUUUUUCUGGUCCAGUUUGUACUACUACUGCUCUACUACUAAAACACCAGUGAUAGCAGCAAAAAAUUAAAAAAAA